Sphaeramia orbicularis (orbiculate cardinalfish) is the source of this 2686-nucleotide messenger RNA. RefSeq names its product zinc finger protein 665-like. The transcript is spliced from 5 exons. The coding region runs from base 732 to 2090 and encodes 452 amino acids. Lineage: Eukaryota; Metazoa; Chordata; Actinopteri; Kurtiformes; Apogonidae. Gene Ontology annotation, cellular component: nucleus. Gene Ontology annotation, biological process: regulation of transcription by RNA polymerase II. The record is from RefSeq and is a predicted model, not a curated record. Gene Ontology annotation, molecular function: DNA-binding transcription factor activity, RNA polymerase II-specific.
AGCUGCGCAUAUAGAUGCGUUCAAGUGAAUAGGGUGUGGGGCGGAAAAGUCAUACUCGCAGAUGUCAAUAGUCGUUCAUGUGAAGGCAGCGUGGACAACCCAGACUCAGUGGGACACAGGUGACACAUGGAGACAGCGUGGACAAUUUGAAUAAAAGAACGGCUCACAACUGCGAAGCGGUUUUUAUCGUCACUUAAAACAACUCAAAAGACUCGAGUCGUUCGUGAACGUCACAUCUCUAGUGUUCUCUGAUGACGUUUACAAGCUGCGACGGAGAGUCCGACAGAGCAGAAGGAUGGAAUGGAGUCCGAGCCCACAGGUUGUGUGGAAAUAAAGGUUCUCCGUGACCCUCUGUGGAUAGAAGGAGGUCUGCGGAGGAGCCCGUAUUGUUUUCAGGUGGAUUUCCAUGAUGGAAUGGAGCGAGUGUUGAGUUUGAGCAGUUGGAGACGGAGGAGUUGAACAUGGAGCAGCAUUAGUCCGGAGAUAGCCCCAGGCAGCAGAGCCACAACCAGGAGGAGGAGAGUCCCACGGCAGAGUGAAGAAGUGUUCCACAGUCCGACUGGAUAGAACAGCACAGGAGGAAACUGUGGAGGGAGGGAGGGAGGGAGGGAGGGGGAAACCGGCAACGGAGAAGAGAAACAGAGGCAGCAGAAAGAAGCCUAAGGUGGAUUUUAAGUGAAACCUAAAAGUUGUAUUUGGACAAAGACGAAGAUCACCUGAUUCCAGCAAACAUGGAUGACAAACCCACCUGUGACCAGUGUGGAAAGACUUUCACCACAAAAAAUUCCUUAAAAGCCCACAAACGAAUCCACACAGGAGAAAGACCUUAUGAGUGUGACCAGUGUGGGAAGACUUUCACCCACCAGUCUAACUUUAACAGACACCAACGCAUUCACACUGGAGAAAGACCAUAUGACUGUGACCAGUGUGGGAAGUCUUUCACGAGAUUGAUUCACCUUACAACACACCUACGCAUCCAUAGUGGAGAAAGACCAUAUGGUUGUGACCAGUGUGGGAAGACUUUCACCAAAGAAAAUUCUUUAAAAACCCACCAACGAAUCCACACUGGAGACAGACCUUAUGAGUGUGACCGAUGUGGGAAGACUUUCAUCCAGCUGAGUCACCUUACAACACACCUACGCAUUCAUAGUGGAGGAAGACCAUAUAGCUGUGACCAAUGUAGGAAGACUUUCGCCACAGAAAAUUCCUUAAAAAUCCACCAACGAAUCCACACUGGAGAAAGACCAUAUGGCUGUAAGCAGUGUGGGAAGACUUUCAUCCAAGUGAGUCACCUUUCAACACACCUACGCACCCACAGAGGAGAAAGACCAUUUUUCUGUGACCAGUGUGGGAAGACUUUCACCAGAUUGAUUCACCUUACAACACACCUACUCAUUCACAGUGGAGAAAGACCAUAUGAGUGUGACCAGUGUGGGAAGACUUUCACCAGAUUGAAUCGCCUUACAACACACCUACGCAUCCACAACGGAAAAAGACCAUAUGACUGUGACCAGUGUGGGAAGACUUUCACCCAAAUGUCUACCCUUAAAACACACUUGCGCAUCCACAGCGGAGAAAGACCAUAUGACUGUGAACAGUGUGGGAAGACUUUCAUCCACAUAAACAGUUUUAAGAUACACCUACGCAUCCACAAAGGUGAAAGACCAUAUGGCUGUGACCAGUGUGACAAGGCUUACAUCACAUCUCGUGACCUUAAAAGACAUAGAGCCAUCCACAAUGGAGAAAGACCACAUGACUGUGACCAGUGUGGGAAGACUUUCACCACAAUGAAUGACCUUAAGACACACCUACGCAUCCACAGUGGAGAAAGACCAUAUGAAUGUGAGCAGUGUGGGAAGACUUUCACCGACAUGAGUAGCCUUAAGAAACAUCUACGUAUCCACAGUGGGAAAAGACCAUAUGACUGUGACCAGUGUGGGAAGACUUUCAUCAGAAUGAAUGACCUUAAGACACACUUACGCAUCCACAGAGGAGAAAGACCAUAUUACUGUGACCAGUGUGGGAAGACUUUCACCCAACUGUCUGCCCUUCAGACACACCAACGCAUCCAUAGUGGAGAAAGACAAUAAAACUGUUACCAGUGUGGGAAGUCUUUCAGAGUCUUGUCUGCACUAUUUUCUCACCUUCAUGCUCACCACAAGAAGUUGAUGUACCCAUGUGAUAUGCACAACGAUACCCUGGUCAUCCAUCUUUGUGUCACCAACAAGUGUCACUGACAAACUUAUACUGGAGAGAAACCUUACCAGUGCAGAUUUUAUGACAGAUCUUUAAUAAUGGAUUAGAUUUAUAUAGCACUUUUUUAUGAAUGCAUACUCAAAGCGCACAGACAGACAUUCACUCUCACAUUCCCCCUCUGGUGGUGGUAAACUUAAACUGGGGCAGACUGACGGAAGCGUGGCUGCCAAUUUGCGCCUACGGCCCCUCCAACCACCACCAAACAUUCAUAGGCAUUCAUACACCAGUAUGAGUAGCAGCUCUGGAGGCAAUGAGGGUGAAAUGUCUUAAAUCUUUUAUCACAGGUUCACAAUGUACCAAACGUGAAUGUGUCAAAAAUUUCCACGAAGGACAAAAACUUAGCAAUUGUACAAAAAGUAAGGCUCUAGAAACUAGUAGAAACAAUCAGUGUCAUAACACCAAAACAGUUUGAGUGUUAAAGGUGUGAAAA